Molecule: messenger RNA, 1207 nt
Organism: Anguilla anguilla (European eel)
Lineage: Eukaryota; Metazoa; Chordata; Actinopteri; Anguilliformes; Anguillidae
Product: histone H4
Exons: 1
Coding region: 143-454 (103 amino acids)
Biological process (GO): nucleosome assembly
Cellular component (GO): nucleosome
Molecular function (GO): structural constituent of chromatin; DNA binding; protein heterodimerization activity
Source: RefSeq, a predicted model, not a curated record
CUGGAGGCGGGCUUUAACUGCAGCCGCCUUUUCGUUGCUACGAGACUUCAAUCAGGUCGUCUUUGUGCAGAUAUAUGCGUGCUAUUAGGUAGCUGCAGUUCAUAAUUUCUCACGAAGAAUUUGUAUCCUCUUUGUUGAAAAAAUGAGUGGUCGAGGAAAAGGCGGGAAAGGUCUCGGGAAAGGAGGCGCCAAGCGUCAUCGCAAAGUUCUCCGUGACAACAUCCAAGGUAUUACUAAGCCAGCGAUUCGUCGUUUGGCUCGCCGUGGUGGAGUCAAGCGUAUCUCAGGUCUCAUCUACGAAGAGACCCGAGGAGUGCUUAAGGUGUUUCUGGAGAACGUCAUUCGUGAUGCCGUCACCUACACUGAGCACGCCAAGAGGAAGACCGUCACCGCUAUGGAUGUGGUUUACGCUCUGAAGCGUCAGGGUCGCACUCUGUACGGCUUCGGUGGGUAAAUCUGUCUCAUUUGGAAAUCCGUUUUGCAUCUGCCCAAAGGCUCUUUUAAGAGCCGCCCAUAUUUUCUGUUAAAAGCAGCCUUUCCUUGUUAAUGUCAAGCGUAAUUUUUUAAGAACCGUCAUGUUGACCUUGCAAGGGCAGUGCCCAUUACUUGAGCCGUAUGCUGCGAAAUUAAAGGUUCUAUGCGCAUGGAGGGAAUUCACUAACAUACUUGUUCAAGUUCUGCUAAUUUGACGACUGCGAUUUUAAACCGCACCGGUCGCUCCCCCGAAGACCAACGCCUAACCGGUAACCUCGUUACUUUGAACAAUAAAAGCUACCUGUAUUUUCGCUGAUCUGUAUUCCGGUUUUAUGAUGUAAGAAACGUGAGCGGAGUCCAUUUACAAGCUGCGAUGGAACACUAUCUUUCCCAAAAUGUCAGCCGUCUGGAUAUUUAACAAAGUGUGAAGUGGACAUUGAAAGGUCUUAUUUUUCAACCUGAGUCUCAUUUUCGUAAUAUUUUUCAUCAAUUCUACCGGUUCUGAUAGUAUUAUGCGACUGCUUAAUUGCUAAGUUUUGUCUUUUUAGAUUUUUUUCCUCUAUGCCAGUAGCUUCACCACGGUGUCUAUGGGGGCAUAUCAGGAUAGGCUACAGGGUCAAUGUACCUUCAAGCAAGUCCAGUUUAUCUAUAUCUGUUUAUUGGGAAGUGAAAAUGAAUGUGAAUGUGGAAACUUAUUUGUCGAAAUUAAAAAUAAUUGCAGAAUUGACUGUGA